AUGAAUUUCAAUAAAGGACCUAAGCCUAGCUUUAAUAUGCCUUAAUAGGUAUAAUGUCAAAAGGAAGAAAAACCAUAUUCGUAUGUUGAAAUUGAAAGCACAGAUUGCUUUAGGAAUGAAAAAAUUAUAAAAAAUGUUAGGUUUGCUCCAACUAUUACCAUCUUUCUAAGAUAUCAGGAUGAAGACAUUGUUAAAUUCAAAGAUAGAUUAAGGAAAUAAAUAUAAUAAACAAAAGAAACCUUCGAUUUUCAUCCAUCUAUGGCCAAACCAAAAAUGAAAGGAUAACUUAAGUCUUGUUUAAAAUCAAUUUUUGAAUGGGAUUCUUAAGAAUUUUGA
Molecule: messenger RNA, 336 nt
Organism: Paramecium pentaurelia
Lineage: Eukaryota; Ciliophora; Oligohymenophorea; Peniculida; Parameciidae
Source: the annotation of a GenBank genome assembly